This is a messenger RNA of Sycon ciliatum, 3328 nucleotides long. RefSeq names its product zinc metalloproteinase-disintegrin-like atrolysin-A. Gene Ontology annotation, molecular function: metalloendopeptidase activity. The coding region runs from base 424 to 2742 and encodes 772 amino acids. The record is from RefSeq and is a predicted model, not a curated record. Lineage: Eukaryota; Metazoa; Porifera; Calcarea; Leucosolenida; Sycettidae. Gene Ontology annotation, biological process: membrane protein ectodomain proteolysis. The transcript has a single exon.
CCAACCAGUAGCUUCCAAAUACGGGCAUUUGGAAAGACAGUGACAUUAGAUCUGAAGCAGAACACUGAGCUGAUUCCUGCUUCGUUUAAAGUCUUCACAUUCAAUUCAAUCGAUGAGAGUCCUGUGAUUACUCGUGGAGCAGUCAACUGUUAUUACCAUGGGACAGUGCGUGGCUUGCAGGACGUCAGUCAUGCUCAGUCCACCCUUCACAAACACAGGAAACGGCAGCAAAGUAGUACUGAUGCCAGUGAAGAGAGCAGCGCCGCUGUGAUAUCUACAUACGCCGCUGUGAGCACAUGCAAUGGUUUGAGUGGAUCAUUUGGUUUUGAACAGUAUGCUCGCAAUGGAGAUGAGGAUCCAGCCCCAGCUAGCAGCAGCAACAGCAGUAGCAAUGAGCAAGGUAAAGCGUACUCUGAAAGAUAUAUGAUUGAACCACUGUUCAGCCAGACAUCUAAACCUGGUACGUAUCCACACGCCAUCUUCAAAGAAUCCACAUACAAGAUGAGCAAAGAAGAUCCGUUGAAAGGAGGAUGUGCGACACACUGGAAUAUAUCGGCUACAAAGAACACCAGCAGAGGAACUGCAGGUGAGAAGCAGCGGUGGGAUUUUCCUGUUGACGGGUUGGCUGGUUUAGCUUCAGCAGCACGCAAACGUGUGAAGAGGAGUAGCAGUACAGGAGGAGGACGAGAUCCAACAUUGUAUGUGGAACUUGCUGUGGCUUCUGAUUACUCAUAUACUAAAGCAAAUGGUGGUCUUAGUCAAGAUGGCUCCAAAAACCUUGUUGCAUCAACGCUGAAGCUUGUAAACCAGGUCGAUGGUCUUUUCCAGGAGCUUAAUGUCCGUAUUGUCCUUGUAACUAUCUUCAUAUUUACUCAGUCACCUGGUCCUUUGAAUUUGGAUGGAGAUACAGGGACUAACAAUUUCCUUAAAGUGCAUGAAUUUUCAGCACAACACCUCCAGCCAAUUGUUCACUAUGACAUGAUUCAUUUUUUCAGCGCUCAGCAGCUGACAUCUCCUGGAAUUGCCCAGCAACCUUCUCCCGGUUAUAUUUGCCCAGGAGUGCACAACGGCUACGACCUUGUUGGUUUGGAAGGAGUGGGAAAGGGUGCUAUAAACCAAUACUUGCUUACGCACGAAAUUGGCCACAAUUUGGGAUUUCAACAUGUUUUGCUGCCGUGCGCUUGUAACAAGCCUGGCUGUAGAACUAGCAUUAUGUCUCCAGGUUCCGGUACAGCAUGGUCAAACUGUACAAUCGCUUGGUUUAACCAACAGCGAUCAGAUCCAAGCAGGAAGUGUUUUCUGAACAAGCCCGCACCAGCGCUCUCCAAAGUGGUGUGUGGAAAUGGCAUUGUGGAGCCAGGCGAAGACUGCGAUUGUGGCCUGCGCCAGUACUGCAAGGAUGCCUGCUGCAACGCGACAACAUGCCGUUACACACCCGGUUCCCAGUGUAGUCUAGGUGAAUGCUGUAGUAACUGUACUAUUCUGCCAGCUGGCACACUCUGCAGGCCGGCCAAAGACCAAUGCGACCUGCCAGACUACUGUGAUGGAAGACAAGAAAGGUGUUCAGCAGAUGAUUUCACACAGUCCGGGCUAUACUGUGAGGCAGCAGGUCAGCCUGGCACUUGCCAGCAGGGCUCGUGCACGAACAUUGAUGCGCAAUGCCAGAAAACGUUCUUCUCUAGAGCUGUUCUCUCCGCAAGCUGCUUCGCCAGGUUCAAUGUACAUGGCUUGGGCGGUCACAACUGUGGUUUCAAUAGCAGAAAGGAACCUAUUCCUUGCAAGCCAGAGAAUGCUUGGUGUGGUACUCUCGUGUGCGGCAUUGAAAAAAGGUGCUUGACAAAGCGACCUGGUGAAGGUGGGGCUCGCACGUUGUACGUGGAUAAUGGCAGCCCGUGUGGCAUUGGUUUAGCCUGCUGGAACAAGGAAUGUGUGAACACCUCCAUACUGCAGUCUGGUGCCUGGAGGUGUCCUCAAGCUAAUGGACUCGGCUGCUCUGGUAAUGGCGUAUGCACACACAAGAACGUGUGUCGCUGUGAAAUUGGCUGGCAAGGCACUAACUGCAAUCGUCAAGCCGGUACACUAGACGCAGGCCUAUCAGGUGGCUGGAGGUGUCCUCAAGCUAAUGGACUCGGCUGCUCUGGUAAUGGCGUAUGCACACACAAGAACGUGUGUCGCUGUGAAAUUGGCUGGCAAGGCACUAACUGCAAUCGUCAAGCCGGUACACUAGACGCAGGCCUAUCAGGUGGCUGGAGGUGUCCUCAAGCUAAUGGACUCGGCUGCUCUGGUAAUGGCGUAUGCACACACAAGAACGUGUGUCGCUGUGAAAUUGGCUGGCAAGGCACUAACUGCAAUCGUCAAGCCGGUACACUAGACGCAGGCCUAUCAGGUGGCAGUAUUGCUGGACUUGUUAUCGGUCUGAUACUCGCAUCACUGUUGUGUGCCGCCUUUAUUGCACUUUAUCUCAAGCGGAAGCGAAAUGUGGCCAUCGCUCGAGCAAUACCACGACCUUCACACCACCGUCAUCUACGCGUUGCCUCCGAAGAGAGAACCAGAGAUCAACCAGGCGCUACAGACGGUCAUGGUGAAGAGCGCAUGGGGAAAUCAGUGACCUCUGCAGAUCCGGGUAUACCUGACUCUGGGCCAAACAUCAUCGGCCAGGCACCUGGUCGACCAAGUCAACCACCAACCAGGCCUGCUCGGCCAUCUGCACCCGCUGCAUAUACAAAUGACUAUGCAAGUUAGCCCAUCUACACCCCCUGCAUAUACAAAUGACUAUGCAAGUUAGCCCAUCUACACCCCCUGCACAUUUUAAAGUACAAACACAUGUGAAGGUUUUGUAACAAACUCUCACCUUUUUCUUCUCUGACCUCCUUAAGGCCUUCAUGCAUUAUCCCCUGUACACUUUACACCUGGAUUAAUUUUUACUCGGUUUUAACAAUCCGUGACACAGAUAUUCUUUAGGUGUUUUGAAAUCACUUUUUUGUGCCAGUCGGUCCCGUGAUUAUGUGGUACCAGGUAUGCGCAUUAUGAUUAGGCCUAAUUAUGAUGCAGUAACGUUAGCGAAUUGGUGUCACGUAUAGGGGUGAACGUUGACACUGAAAUCCCGAGUUCGAGUACUCUGAUUUUCUCCGAUCGAAUAUUCGAGUAUUCGAGUAUUCUUCAUCUCCUAAACAGUGCACACCAAGGGCCUUAAGAUCACAUUAUACAACCUUGGUUGAAUCGAUUGAUGAUCUCUUUUUUCAGGUAUACUGGUUGGUGGGUCAUUUGGGCUCUCUCUAUUCAUGAACAAAGGCUCACCACACAGUCUGCACAUCAAUAUCUACUGACU